CACUCUCUUGGUAUCGUUGGUAGUCGUAUGUUUACACGGCUUUUCUCUUCCUUUCAUCUGUGUUGUCUACCUAGUACUGCAAUAAUAAACGAAGUCUUGUUUGUUGUUUGUUUGGUACCACUGAGUCGGAUAUCAUGCAUCGGUAGCAGCUGGACUACCUGUUCUUCAUUCCUUUCAGGCCAUUUCCCCCCUACCCAUAUUUCGUGGCCAGAUUUGAAUAUCAUAGAUACACCGGAGGAAAAACCAACAACAUUCAAUUCGAGAUAGCUCUCUCCUAGCACAGCCCAGCAUCAUGUCGUCGUCGACACAGCCACCCUCUGGAGGGUACUCACUCUUCCCGAACCCCAACUCCAAGCCGCCAACGAUAAGGAGGCCGGCAUCUCGAACUCGAAAGUCAGAAUCGCGUGAGCGGCCCCGGGCUGUGUCCCCCGAGAGCGUUCAUCACGUCGAUCAGGCGUCUCCACCACGUCACGGCAGACAGACGCCGCAACAGAGAGUCCAAACACCGGUUGAGCGAUCGCAAACUCCACAAAGCCUUUGCCAGGCCCCAUCAGGUGAACAACAACAACAACAACAACAACAACAACAACAACAGCAGCAGCCAUCGCCGCCUACGGAGGCAUCGCCCAUCCAACGGCCCCCUCCCGUUGCCGAUAUCCCGCCCCGAUCAGAUACCGCCUUCUCACAAGCACAUACGCUUGUGCGGAACAACAGCACGCGGUCCAGAAGCUCGAUAGCAAAGCUUCCUUUCCCCGAGGAGCCGUCGUCGUCUUCACAAGAGCAACCUGCUCUGCGAUCCAUCUUCCCUCAGUAUAACCCGGAAAGGCCUCUCAACCAACAAGAUUACUUCCCCACGCAAACAAGCCCGACUCAUAUCCCGCGGGCCGUGAUCAACCGGACAACAUGGUAUCCGAACCCUCAGGAAGCUGAAGGUCAAAACGACCAGCACAGGAGUCCUCCCAUGAGGAGCCCCCUGAGCGGAGGCUCAGCGCAAAGAUGGCCAAGGAGACAGAUCGAGCCUCCCAUCAUCCCCAAUGUCUCAUCGAAUGAGCACAUGAAGAGCCUAUGGAAGGUCUCCAACGGCUGGAAAGCACCCCCUUCAGAAGGCAGAGUGUACUGCAUGAAGAUGUCUCAGGAGAAGGACGCACCUGUAUAUACGCUCUCCUCGACAUCACAGCCAUUCUACAACAUCCGGCUCGAUCCCACGUCCGCAUCAGCCUACGUCACCCUCAGCCGCCACGACCCGGCCAAGGUCUACAAGGCCCCGAACCCCAUGGCAAGCUCGUCAGCGAGCAGCAUCCUCUCCGGCGUCGUCGGCCACAAGGACAGCAACAACGGCAAGGGCGCCGAGAGCAAACACUGGCAGGAGGUCCUCACCACCACUCUGGAAGAGGAAUCCCGCAAGCACCCGCCCAACGACGGCCUCGUCGCCCUCCUCUACCCGCUCGCGGCCGCCAAGAUGGCCCUCGACAAGCCGGACGACAUGAACGCCAUCAUGACGGCCGAGACGGAAUGCGCCCGCCUCGUCUGGGACCAGGACUCCGGGUCGCACUUCCUCGUCCACCCGGCCCUCGCAACCCCCUUUUGCGUCACCAUUGAGCGCUCGCCCGCCUGGAGCCGGGUCGAGUACACGCUCGAGCACCACGAGUCGCCGCAGCACCUCGCCAAGCUGACGCGCGACGGUACCGGCGGCGGGUACCUCGAGGUCGACACGGCCAUCGCCGCAAAGAUUGACAGCUUCUUCCUCGUCGACGUCGCCGUCGCGGCGCUCAUGCUCGUCGCGGCGGCGGACGAGAAGAAUACCAAAGUCGAGACCUUUGAGCCGCCCCCGGCGCCGCACGAUCCUGUUGGUAGCGGCCGCGACAGCCGGUUGAGCAAGAGGGAAGAGAAGAAGAGGGCCGCGGCGGCCGCGCGCAGGGGUAAGAUGGAGGAGUUUGAGAUUGACGUCGAGAGCCAGGACAGCAGCUUUGCGAAGCUGGAGCAGGCUGGCAAGGAGACGCGCGACAGGCUGCCUUGGCCUUUAAGAGCGCUGUUCAAGGUCGUGGCUGGGCUGUUCAAGUGUCUCGUCUGGCUGCUGACGAUUGGCUUCAAAGCCCUUGCUGCCAUUGUCAAGGGCCUUGCCAGGUGUGUCGGCGUCAAGUCCAAGUGA
Molecule: messenger RNA, 2149 nt
Organism: Colletotrichum phormii
Lineage: Eukaryota; Fungi; Ascomycota; Sordariomycetes; Glomerellales; Glomerellaceae
Exons: 2
Coding region: 293-2149 (618 amino acids)
Source: RefSeq, a predicted model, not a curated record